Molecule: messenger RNA, 1185 nt
Organism: Anopheles cruzii
Lineage: Eukaryota; Metazoa; Arthropoda; Insecta; Diptera; Culicidae
Exons: 3
Coding region: 90-998 (302 amino acids)
Molecular function (GO): protein binding
Source: RefSeq, a predicted model, not a curated record
UUAAGGCACAUUGGUUCCCGUGUCUGCCUGUUUAGAGCUUGCUGCGAUCGAACGAUCUGGGUUUAGGGGAACAACUGGUACUUCCGAAAAUGCUCGCAACCGUGGAGCAGCUCUCGUCGGACGACAAACACUGCGGCGAUGUAACGGCCAUUCUUUUUGCCAAAGAUCACGUUUUUAGCGCUGGAGGCGAUGGGAAAGUAAAGGUGUGGAGUAAAGAUUUGAAGCUAGUGAAAGAGCUGGCGCCGCAUGAAGCGCACAUCUACGCGAUGGCAGUAGACGCCGGUGGCCGAAUCUAUACGAGCAGUUCCGAUGGGACGAUUAAAUGUCUCAGCGAUCCGUUAACCAGCGAUGCGUGCAAGGAACUAUUGAAAUGCAACGACGAGAUCGAGUGUUUGUUCGUCGAUCGGAAGGAUAAUUUGUACAGUGGCGACGAUAAGGGCAUCAUCACACAGUGGAUCGAUCAGCGGAUCAAGUACAAGUUCAACGUGGUCGAGCAGGUGCGCUCGAUGGCGGUACAGAACAAUAUCAUCUAUUCGAUUCGGGACAAUGAUCUUACCGUGACGGAAAUCAUCGAAGGUUCCGCGUCCGGCAGGUUCAUGGCGAAGGCUUCCAUUCCCGGCAAAUGUCCGGUGAAGCUAUGCGGCAGCUGCACCGAAGACGGUGUGUACAGUUGUGCGGCCAUUCUGACGCGCGAUGGACGCGGCGUUACGCUGGUAAAGAACAGCAAAGCGGAUCGGUACCCUGUGAUAUGGACCAAAGUGGAUGCCCACAGUAUGAUCAUCAACAUGAUGGCUGCGGCCGAGGAGUAUCUGUACACGGCAGGCUAUGGUGGUGCGUUGAAGCAAUGGACCGGACUGGAUGCAAAAGAACCGCAACUAUCAGGGGAACUAGUCCUCGAUGCUGAAGUUUGCAUCAACGCCGCGGCCGUUGGUGCUGAGAAAAAUCAAGUUUAUGUUGGCGGUAGUGACGGCGCGUUGCGUUUGGUGAAGUUUGGUUAACUGUCGCCUCCGACUGAAGAGAUUAUCAUUACUCGGUUGGUGCCUUGUGCCAUCGAAACAGGCAGUGAUGAACCAGUCGCCCUGGCUGGGGUCUAUUUUUUGUCCACUGUUUUGCUCUACCAUUAGUUACUAACAAAUGCUAGCAAAAUUUAAAUACAGCAAACAUCAAGCGGGUGGCUGUUUUAGA